Molecule: messenger RNA, 876 nt
Organism: Priapulus caudatus
Lineage: Eukaryota; Metazoa; Priapulida; Priapulimorpha; Priapulimorphida; Priapulidae
Product: ninein-like protein
Exons: 5
Coding region: 43-876 (277 amino acids)
Biological process (GO): microtubule anchoring at centrosome
Cellular component (GO): centrosome
Molecular function (GO): calcium ion binding
Source: RefSeq, a predicted model, not a curated record
ACCGAACGCCGCCGACGCCGCGGGUUAGCCGUCGCCGCGGCGAUGUCGAGCGAGACGGACGACGACGACGUGUACGUCGCGCGACUGCGCGAGGUGUUCAACGACUGCUGCGACGACGGGCAGCAGCAGCAGCAGUGCGGCGACGCGAGGCUCGGACGCGACGGGCUGCUGCUGCUGUGCGAGCGGCUGCAGCUGCAGGAGCAGGCCGGCAAUCUCCUCGAGCGCUGCACGGCAGGGCGCACCGACGGCAAGGUAGAUUUUGAGAACUUUAAGGAGGCGUUUGUGCUCGUGCUGUCUCAGACGGUCGACAGUACGGGCACCAGCACGGGAGUGUCGACACCGGCGGAGGGCGGGCCGGACGGCACGACAGAUGAUGAGAGCAGCAUCGAGGACGAAAUAGUUCCAGUCGAAGUGUCGCCCAAAUUUGUGAAGGGCUGCAAGAAAUAUGGCAGACGAUCGAGACCUGAGGGACCGAUGCACACGGAGUCUCAAAGCGAGGAUGAACAGCACAAUGUUGAGGAGAAGAGGCAUUGGUUAGACACCAGAAGCAGUGCAGGAAGCUUGAUUGGCCUCUCCCCAAGAGGGUUCCCAACCCCUAUUGCUUCCCCCCAGCCUCUGCUCCGUACAGUAACCCCUUCAUCAGAGAUGUUUGAGGCAUCGGGACAGCUCAACGGCCUGCCGCUGAACCAGCACACAGCGACGGCACUACCCGGUUCCCAGGCCACGGCCGAAGUCUCCGCCGACAUCACACAGCAGCUGGAGGCGGUGUGGAAUGAGGUCGACGCGCAGCAGAAGGGCUAUCUGUCGAGAGAGGAGCUCGGGUGCAUGUGCCAGCACGUCGGCAUGGAGAGCCUGAGCGAGGAGGUACGGCCGUGA